This is a messenger RNA of Formica exsecta, 734 nucleotides long. RefSeq lists its product as uncharacterized. Lineage: Eukaryota; Metazoa; Arthropoda; Insecta; Hymenoptera; Formicidae. The record is from RefSeq and is a predicted model, not a curated record. The transcript has 4 exons. The coding region runs from base 25 to 555 and encodes 176 amino acids.
CGUGUGGAGGCAGAGCUGAAGAGAAUGAAUACUUUGCUGGAAAAAGUGUUGAAAUGCGUGCAGCAUCGCCAUCAUCCAUCACAUAAGCCAGCUAUCCUCCCAAUAUCAUCUUUAACAGAAAUGGAUACAUUUGAAAGAAUCGACGAGGAAGGUUAUUCUGACGUCGUCAGUUAUUUCAGUUAUAUCGGCGGCUUCAAUUUGAAAGAAGCCAUAAAUCUGUGUUUUAAGGAAGCUAUAAAAGAUUCGUUAACACCUUCAUUCACUUGGUGGGGUCGCGAGGAAGGACGAUCCUUGUAUAAUGCUCGCCUCACUGUGGCUAUUUAUGAGGCUGUGUGUUCUAACCGGCAUUUCGAGAAACCGACUCGGUCGGAAUUUCAGUUACAAUUUCGGGAAGCUCUUCGGACGGCAAAAGAAAGAUUGAGGCACAGAAUGCGAGAUCGACGCACGCGGUCAGUCAAUUGCGAGAGAAGGAUUAACCGCAACUUAUGGAGCGAUGAACAGCCAGAAGAAGGUACGAAUACCGUUGAGCAAGAAACCACAAAUGAUGAGGAUUGAAAGCACUUUGCACUUUAUUUAUACAGGUUAGUUAAUAGAUAUUAUUAAAAUGAUAUCGGUUGUGUGUGUAUACGUCUUGUGUAUGUGUGUCCAUGUCCCGAUUGGACAGACUUGCCUAGGCCGCGUUUGGAAAAAUCACCCGUAUGCACCAUAGACUUAUAGAGAUAGACUGCGCGCUC